This is a messenger RNA of Vigna unguiculata (cowpea), 414 nucleotides long. RefSeq lists its product as uncharacterized. Lineage: Eukaryota; Viridiplantae; Streptophyta; Magnoliopsida; Fabales; Fabaceae. Gene Ontology annotation, molecular function: nucleic acid binding. The record is from RefSeq and is a predicted model, not a curated record.
AUGAAGUUGGAUGAUGCACUCUGGGCCUACAGAACUGCUUAUAAGGCUCCCACAGGUUUAUCCCCAUUCCAGCUGGUAUAUGGCAAGUCAUGUCACUUACCGGUCGAAUUGGAACAAAAGGCAUUAUGGGCCUUGAAAUUCUUGAAUUUUGAUCCAAAGGUAGCAAGAGAAAAGAGAAAAUUACAGUUGCAAGAAUUAGAAGAAAUGAGACUCAACGCUUAUGAGUCCUCUAAGCUCUACAAGGAAAAGAUGAAAGCUUAUCAUGACAAGAAAAUUCUCAAAAGAGAAUUUUAUCCUGGCCAAUCAGUGUUGUUGUUCAACUCCAGGUUGAGAUUAUUCAUUCGAAAGCUAAAAUCAAAGUGGUCAGGACCAUUUCUUGUCAAAAAUGUGAAACCCUAUGGAGCCUUGAGUUAG